Melanotaenia boesemani (Boeseman's rainbowfish) is the source of this 936-nucleotide messenger RNA. RefSeq names its product olfactory receptor 13H1-like. The record is from RefSeq and is a predicted model, not a curated record. Gene Ontology annotation, molecular function: olfactory receptor activity; G protein-coupled receptor activity. Gene Ontology annotation, biological process: G protein-coupled receptor signaling pathway. The transcript has a single exon. Lineage: Eukaryota; Metazoa; Chordata; Actinopteri; Atheriniformes; Melanotaeniidae. Gene Ontology annotation, cellular component: membrane.
AUGGAGAAAAAUGAAACAAUUUUAAGUGACAUUUUGGAGAUCCAAGGGUUAGACACAUCUCCCAAGUUCAUAUAUCCCGUGUUUUUCCUACUCCUGUUUGUUUAUUCCUCCCUUCUCUUUUCUAACUUUGGUGUCCUCGCCCUCAUCAUCACUGAGAAGAGCUUGCACCAGCCGAUGUACUUUCUCUUUUGUAACCUGUCUGUCAAUGACCUGAUCGGUAACACGGUCCUGCUGCCUCAGCUGAUGGCUCACAUCCUUUCAACGGAGCAUUUUGUCACCUACAACCAGUGUGUGAUUCAAGCUUUUCAGAGUCACACAUUUGGAUCAGCAUCACAUAUGAUUCUCAUUAUCAUGGCAAUUGACAGAUAUGUGGCGAUAUGUCACCCCCUGAGAUACAGCUCAAUUAUCACCAACAGAAUGGUGAUUGGGCUGUCUGCAACUGCAUGGGGGGUGUCCUUAGUGCUUGUAUCUGUGCUGAUAGGUCUCACAGUCAGGCUGUCCCGUUGUAGAUCUGUUAUACAAAAUGCUUACUGUGACAAUGCAACCCUGUUCAAGCUUUCCUGUGAGGAUGUGUCCAUCAACAACAUCUAUGGACUCUUUUUCACUGUGCUACUGUUUUCUUGCUCCAUCGGAGGCAUUGUUGUGACAUAUUUUAGAAUAGCUCUCAUAUGCUGGAGAAAGAAAAACAAAUAGAUGAACAACAGAGCACUGCAAACCUGUACGAGCCACCUUGUUCUUUAUCUUAUCAUGCUGUGGUCAGGGUUUUUAACCAUCAUAUUGCAUCGUUUCCCAAAUUAUCCAGAUUUAAGGAAGAUUGCACAUGUUUUAUUUCAUGUCGUCCCUGCUAAUUUAAAUCCAAUUAUUUAUGGAAUGCAAACAAAAUCAUUGCGGGACAAAAUUACUCAAAUACUGCAACGAAAGGUGUUUUCUUCUUAA